Paracoccidioides brasiliensis Pb18 is the source of this 2439-nucleotide messenger RNA. RefSeq lists its product as uncharacterized. The record is from RefSeq and is a predicted model, not a curated record. The transcript has a single exon. Bases 1 to 2439 code for a protein of 812 amino acids.
AUGGUUUUCAGUCCAUGCCCCCGAAGCCAGCGAUCAAAGUUUUCAAACCCUAAGGCUGGGGAUCCCCCGAUCCCAAACAGUUUAUCCCCCCCUGAACUUCCACCCAGAUUCACUUCUGCCGUCGCAAACAAUAUAAGUGAGGAAAGACUCGCUUUUGAGGCAAUUUUUCGCUCUUCUACGUCCCGCACAAACACUCAGAGCCCUCAAACUACCCCAGAUGUUCAACAGUUUCCACGUACGACUGUCAAUCGAACGAAACAUCUCAAUUCCAAGGCCAGUCGGCUCAGUUUAGCUCAGCUUUCUCAUAAAAUUCGAAGGAGGCUUUCCAGGGAGUCACAUGUGUCUAGAAAGUCCUCCAUGAAAUUCAAGGAGCAUGGCGUUAGCCAACAUGGCGCUGCCUCCCAGGAUGCAGACCUCCAUACGAAUUCCAUCAUCAAUGUUGAUUUCACGACUACCGGCGAUGCGGAGUAUGAUAGUGAUGCACGCUGUAUUGGAACCCCGCAAAUCACGGAAUGUAUCAGCAGCGGCAUAUCCGGUGUUCUUAAUAAUACCAGAAUGGUGCUAUCUAAUACCGGAAGCCCAAACGGGUCCUUGGGGAUGAACCGUAGUUUGUUUCCAACUGGCUUUGAUGGAACAGCAUCAGGAAUGUGGGAUGAAGCAACAGGUCAAGGAUUUGAUGGGUUCAAUGACCGUUUCCAUACAAGCCCCUGCUCUCUCACAUCCCCAGGGUUUGCACCUAUAUCCAUAUCUAGUUCGUCAAAUUGCAUAGAAGACAUAGGAAAUCUUCCCAGUGGUCAAGAUGCCGAUAAUCUACCGCGUGCUCCGCGUCUAGAGUCGCCUCUGUAUAGAUUUUCAUGGGAAUCUAAUUGGGCUCCCAGAAUUGAUCGACAACCAUUAGCUCCGACCUCCCAAAGGCUAAACUACCAGAGGAUUCUCCCGGACUUUAGAAAAAGCCGAACUGAUAGCCCAACGCCGGGAUUUGAACCACAGGCAUCCCAGUUCAAAGAAAAGCAUACCGUCGCUGGCUCCAAUACGAUAGUAUCCACCAGCAGUGAGUCAUUCUAUCUCCUCAAUAACGAACAGUCGAAAUCUCUCAGCAACCUAAGCGCUCCUGUUAAAAAUUUACCAGCUGGGCAGCAAAUGAUACCUCAUACUCAAAGCAGGUUCAUCGAAGAUUUCAGUGAUAAUGACCGAUGUUCCAGUUGUGCCAGUGACCCUAUAAUUCGGAACAGUAAGUGUGACUUAAAAGAUACAAGAAGGAGUUUCAGCGAUGGGUGGCUGUCCGAUGGUAAACGCCGGGGUUACGGCUAUCGUUUUGUCAAGGAAGCAGACGAAUAUACAUCAAAUUCAGUACAACAGGGCAAAAAACGCAGAGCUAUUGAAGAAUACGCCGCUGGCGUUGAAAGAGUUGAUCCAUCGAACUUACCUGGAGAAGGAUUAUUAAGUCCGAAAUAUAUUUUAGAAGACUCUAGAAGACUACACAGUGACUCAACUGCCGUCUGUCAGCAGAGUGAUGCAAGCAAUAACCAGGGGUAUGAGUGGGAACUUGGCUGUGAGGGCAUGGGGUCUCAAGUGAGGCUAACAGGACUGCAGAAGAACGGCAACGAUUGUGUUAAUAGCCACAAAAAGUUCUUCUCAUCGUGGGCUAGAUUCCCAAGCCACAAUAAGAACGCAAAAAGCCAGUCUGCUGGACACUCUGAUAAUGUUGUUGCCCGGGAUUUCGCAACUCAGCAGCCGUCCGAGCCGAAUAGCGACAAAAAGAGCGGCCCCAUGCCACAAGCUGGAAAUGACAAAACUGUUAUACGUGUUUCUGUUAGAAAGAGUUCGGGGAUGUUUAACUGGAUCAGGCUGCAUCGCUCCGAUACCAUUGAUCGUAGGCGAUACCGCGCUGGCUUUAGGAGGGAUGCCUCGAGAAGCAACGACCUGAGGGAUCCGGAUCUUGAAAUUAUCCCUGGGGGACCAACUGGUUACCCUAUUUUUGAGCAAAUUGGAGAUAUCAGGCUGGAAGUUAACCGACAUAAGCAACGUAUGAAAGCUCAGACACCGGUCGUUACUCCGAAGAAUAAGGUCAAACCUCCCCCAACUCCUCUAUUACAUCCCGAAGAUAAGCCCGAUCUCUCUGCUUUCAACUUGAUUGGGUUGGACAGUUCGAUAGAGCCAGGUUCUGCGGACGGUUGGUCGCGCUUGUACGAUGACUGCAUUGGAACAUUCUCUGAUGAAGACCUGUUCAUGUCUUGCUCUUCGAAGAACAUGUGUCAUGGCGUAGAUGUAUCAAAGGGUACUCCCGAAGGUCCGAUCGACAAGCAAAAAUCCGACAAAAUAUCGACCAGCAUGGAUUUACGUAACUCAACUAUGGAAUUUAAGGAGGAACAACUUGUUAACGAGGUAGCGUCGAGGGAUAGAUUGCUUAAACUAGUAGAGCGGGCCUGGGGGCAGUAG